Molecule: messenger RNA, 1034 nt
Organism: Phytophthora nicotianae INRA-310
Lineage: Eukaryota; Oomycota; Peronosporomycetes; Peronosporales; Peronosporaceae
Exons: 2
Coding region: 146-982 (278 amino acids)
Cellular component (GO): cytosol
Molecular function (GO): RNA binding
Source: RefSeq, a predicted model, not a curated record
UGUUUACCGAGUACCGAGGCUAGUUGCUCUAACAUAGAGACCUCUCGUUCUUGUAUGAAAAACCUCAUUCUGGUAGUGCAGCCACCUCCAUUACGGAAGAGGAAGCCAAGACCAACCAGUCUAAAGGUGUAACUUAUUCUGUACCAUGCGUGACACCGGCAAGUCUGGAGGCAAGCCCGGCGCUGCCGGCAAGGGCCGCAAGAAGCGCGAGAAGGGCGCGGCCCGUAAGUUCGUGACGUCUCUGGAGGAGAUGACGCUGCGUGACGAGCAGGAGGAGCAGAAGCGUAAGGCCCGCGGUGACGACGACGACGAAAGCGACUCGGAGGACGAGAGCGACUCCGACGAGGAGGGAGAGGAGCUUGUGGCCUUUGAGCGCGUACAGACCAACUCGCUUUUCGGCUUUAGCAACAAAGCGGAUGGCCCUGCACUGCAACAGGAGAAGAAGAAGGUGGGCUUCGCUGCCAUCGCCAAGACGCAGAACCCUAAUGCCAAAAAGAAAGCCAAUAAGGUCAUGAAGGCCAAGGACAUGGACGGCAAUGCCGCUCCGCAACAGCUAAGUCGACGAGAGCGUGAAGCUAUUGAGAAGGAGCGCGCUACUGCUUAUUACAUGAAGAAGCACCUGGCUGGAGAGACGGAGGAGGCCAAGAAGGACCUGGCCAGGUUGGCGGAGGUUAAGCGUCGUCGCGAGGAGGCUGAACAGCGCAAGAAGGAGGAGGAAGCUGCUGCCGCUGAACGCGAGAAAGCCAAGAAGAAGGUGCAGGUGAAGGACGACGGUAAGCUGACUGUUAGGCUGUAUUGUCUGGAUAUGUAUGUUGAUUUUUUUUAUUUGUUGUUAGAUGAGCCUUUGGACGCGCGUGCAAUUAAGGCACUCAAGCCGGCGGUUCUGAAGGAGAAGCUUAAGGAGCGCGACUUGUCCACACAGGGUCAGAAGAAGGAACUCAUCCAGCGUCUCAUCGACUACGAGAAUGAGCGCGCUUUAUAGAGAGCUUUGUUGUGUUCUUGGUGUCGAUUAAUUCAACCACCGUGUCAACUCA